Molecule: messenger RNA, 1257 nt
Organism: Sclerotinia sclerotiorum 1980 UF-70
Lineage: Eukaryota; Fungi; Ascomycota; Leotiomycetes; Helotiales; Sclerotiniaceae
Exons: 2
Coding region: 1-1257 (418 amino acids)
Biological process (GO): protein phosphorylation
Cellular component (GO): nucleus; mediator complex
Molecular function (GO): RNA polymerase II CTD heptapeptide repeat kinase activity; ATP binding; cyclin-dependent protein serine/threonine kinase activity
Source: RefSeq, a predicted model, not a curated record
AUGGUAUGUUUCAUGCAAGGGCGAACAGCAUAUGUUUCCCAGGUACAGCCGAAAGAGCAACCAAUCCUAGUUUGGGAUAUCAAAGUAAAGUUUCGAGUUAUUGAUCGAUACAAGGUCAUCGGUUUCAUUAGUUCUGGUACCUAUGGGCGAGUUAUAAAGCCGUUGGCCGAGAUGGACGGCCGGGGAAUUCGCCAUCAAGAAAUUCAAACCGACAGGAAGGUGAACAAAUUCAAUAUACUGGUAUUUUCUCAUUCAGCAGGUGGAUUCAUGGCACUUUGUUCCGAAUUGAGUCACAUGAAUGUCAUCCGUCUCGUUGAGAUUAUUCUCGAAGACAAAUGUAUCUUCAUGGUUUUUGAAUAUGCCGAACAUGACCUUUUGCAAAUCAUCCAUCAUCACACUCAACCUACUCGCCAUCCUAUUCCUGCUCCGACGGUCAAAUCCAUAAUGUUUCAACUGCUUAACGGUUGUCAAUACCUUCAUGCCAAUUGGGUACUUCACCGCGAUCUCAAGCCCGCAAAUAUCAUGGUAUCUUCUUCGGGUGAGGUGAAAAUUGGCGACUUAGGUCUUGCUCGCCUCUUUAACAAACCGCUCCAUGCUCUUUUCUCGGGUGACAAAGUUGUAGUCACUAUAUGGUAUCGAGCCCCUGAACUCUUGUUAGGCUCAAAACAUUACACUCCGGCAAUCGACAUGUGGGCUGUUGGCUGCAUUUUCGCUGAACUACUUUCUCUCAGGCCAAUAUUCAAAGGCGAAGAAGCGAAAAUGGAUAGCAAGAAAACGGUACCAUUCCAAAGAAACCAGAUGCAAAAGAUUGUUGAUAUAAUGGGGCUCCCGACCAAGGAAAAAUGGCCACAUUUGGUAUCUAUGCCGGAGUACUCACAACUUUCCACUCUCUCAGCUAGCGGGCAUGCAAAAGCCGGAUACUCGAGUUUAGAAAAAUGGUAUUACCAGACGAUAAACUCCUCUUCCACCUCUGUACCAGUAUCGAAUUCGAGUUUAGGAGCCGAAGGAUAUAAGUUAUUGAGCAGUUUACUAGAAUAUGACCCUGAGAAACGACUAACGGCGCAGGCGGCAUUAACACAUCCAUUUUUCAGUACGGGGGACAAAGUUAGUGCCAAUGUUUUCGAGGGGGUCAAAACGGAGUAUCCACAUAGGAGAGUUAGUCAGGAUGAUAACGAUAUUCGAACGGGGAGUUUGCCUGGCACAAAGAGGAGUGGAUUGCCGGACGAUUCAAGACCUGCGAAGCGAUUGAAGGAAUAG